AUGCUCGGCAAAAUCGCCCUCGAAGAAGCCUUCGCGCUUCCACGCUUCCAAGAGCGCACCCGCUGGUGGGCGGGCCUCUUCGCGACAGACGUCGAGAAGCAUGUCAAGGAGAUCACAGACGUCGACGAGAUCCGCAAUGCCUUCGCCGACAAGCACGGCGUCGGCAUGCAGAUUGUUAGCUACACUGCACCCGGUGUACAGGAUAUCUGGGACCCCAAGGAGGCGCAGGCGCUCGCCGUGGAGAUUAAUGAUUAUAUCGCGGAGAAGAUUCGGGGGAAGGAGGAUCGAAUGAGGGCUUUUGCAACCCUCUCCAUGCACGACCCCCAAGAAGCAGCCGCCGAGCUCCGCCGCUGCGUAACGCAAUACGGCUUCCUCGGCGCACUCGUCAACGACACACAGCGCGCGGGACACGACGGCGACGACAUGAUCUUCUACGACAACGCGAAAUGGGACAUCUUCUGGGCGACCUGCACAGAGCUUGACGUGCCCCUGUACCUCCACCCACGCAACCCAACGGGAACCAUCUACGAGAAGCUAUGGGCAGACCGGAAAUGGCUGGUCGGCCCGCCUCUCUCCUUCGCGCAGGGGGUCAGUCUGCACGCAUUGGGGAUGGUGACCAACGGAGUCUUCGACCGACACCCAAAACUGCAGAUCAUCCUGGGCCAUUUGGGCGAACAUAUCCCCUUCGACAUGUGGCGGAUAAAUCACUGGUUCGAGGAUCGGAAGAAGAUGCUGGGAUUGCAGGAGACGUGCAAGAAGACCAUCCGCGAGUACUUUGCGCAGAAUCUAUGGAUCACGACGUCUGGGCAUUUCUCGACGACCACGCUGAACUUCUGUAUGGCGGAAGUUGGGGCCGAUCGGAUUUUGUUUUCGAUUGAUUAUCCGUUCGAGACGUUUGAGGAUGGAUGUGAUUGGUUUGAUGGGGCGGAGUUGAAUGAGACGGACCGGGUGAAGAUUGGGAGGGAGAAUGCGAAAAAGUUAUUCAAGUUGGGGACUUAUAAGGAUAGCGAGGCGUGA
Messenger RNA from Penicillium lagena, 1017 nucleotides. Its product is annotated as amidohydrolase family protein. NCBI's taxonomy places the organism in Eukaryota, Fungi, Ascomycota, Eurotiomycetes, Eurotiales, Aspergillaceae. The record is from RefSeq and is a predicted model, not a curated record. Gene Ontology annotation, biological process: secondary metabolic process. Gene Ontology annotation, cellular component: cytoplasm; cytosol. Gene Ontology annotation, molecular function: carboxy-lyase activity; hydrolase activity. Bases 1 to 1017 code for a protein of 338 amino acids. The transcript has 2 exons.